AUGGUCAAGUUUGAGUAUUCGGCUGAGGAACCUCUUAACCGCGAGCCUCCGCUCGAAAAGCUGAUUUCUAGCUUUCUCACAAAGGAUGAUGGCUACGACCGCAACCACGGAGCAAUCCCCCACAUCGACCCCACAAAACACCGCGUCCGGAUCGACGGCGCCGUCAAAAACGAGCUGUCCCUCACCCUCUUGGACCUGCAAUCCCUCCCCCAACACAGCGUAGUAUGCGCGCUCCAAUGCGCCGGCAACCGACGGCACACGAUGCGAACGACGCUCAAAGAAGUGCAAGGGAUCGACUGGGCCGACGGCGCCGUAAUGAACUGUUCCUGGCGGGGUCCGUUACUACGCGACGUUCUCGCGCAAGCCGGCAUCGCGCUCCCCAGCGCCGCGCAAGCCAGCGCGCACGUCGCCUUCGCCUGCCACAGCAACCCCUGCCAAGAAGCGUCCUGGUACGGCAGCAGCAUCCCGCUGGCGCGGGCGCUCGACCCCGCCGCCGACGUCCUCCUCGCCCUCGACAUGAACGCCGCCCCCCUAACCCCCAACCACGGCUGCCCCGUCCGCGCCAUCGCGCCCGGCAUCGCCGGCGCCCGCUGCGUCAAGUGGCUCGAUCGCGUGACGGUGCAGCCGCAGGAGUCGAGCAAUUUUUACCAGCAGCGCGACUACAAGAUCCUCCCGCCCGAGGCGGACUCGACCGAGGCCGCGGCCCGCUUCUGGGACAAAGUCCCCGCGCUGCAGGAUAUGCCUGUGAACAGCGUCAUCGGCGUGCCUGGUGCUGGCAGCCGCGUGAGCAGGGAUGCGCUCGGCACGGUCCUGGUCAGGGGCUACGCGCUGCCUGCCGGGAUGGGCGGGCCGGUCGUCAAGGUCGAGGUUAGUGCGGAUGGGAAGGAGUGGGUCGAGGCGAGGCUGCUGGAUGGCAAGGGCGAGAAGUGGGCGUGGUGUCUGUGGGAGGCGAGGCUGGCCGUCGCGGCUGGGAAGGGGAAGAGGAUUCUAAGUCGCGCUACGGAUCGCGCGGGGAAUGUGCAGCAGCCGCUUGCGCAGUGGAAUCUGAGAGGCGUCGCGUAUAAUGGGUAUGGCGAGGUGGCGGACUUGGAGGUUGUAUAG
This is a messenger RNA of Aplosporella prunicola CBS 121167, 1101 nucleotides long. RefSeq lists its product as uncharacterized. Gene Ontology annotation, molecular function: oxidoreductase activity; molybdenum ion binding. The transcript has 4 exons. The coding region runs from base 1 to 1101 and encodes 366 amino acids. Gene Ontology annotation, cellular component: mitochondrion. The record is from RefSeq and is a predicted model, not a curated record. NCBI's taxonomy places the organism in Eukaryota, Fungi, Ascomycota, Dothideomycetes, Botryosphaeriales, Aplosporellaceae.